GCAGGUGAGAUUAGUUUGGGGAUGUGAAUACAAUGAGUGUAAACCAGCAAGCUCACACAGGGCCUCCUUAUGGGCAACCUCAGCCUGGAUAUCAGGGAUACCAGCAGCCUGCCUACGGAGGACAGCCAUUGCCAGGAGUUCCUCAGUCGCAGUAUGGAGCUUAUAAUGGUCCGAUGCCAGGAUAUCAACAGCCAGUCCCUCCACAAGGUUACUUUCCUUCCUUGGGGUUCCCUUCGAAGGGCUCUCCUGUAUCUCUCAACUCUGACACUUCUCUUGCACCUAAUUUCAUAGGUUCGUUAAGAGCCCCUCCAACAUCUGGAGCUCCCCCUCCAGCCUCUGGAGCAUCUCUUCCUUCUGGCCACCUGGCAUACAGUCAGUAUGGACACGGAGAUGUGCAGAAUGGGAUUCCAGCCUCAGCAGCCCCGAUGCAGAGGCCACCUGCUUCUCAGCCGUUUCUCCCAGGCUCAGCACCCACGCCUGUCAGCCAGACAUCUACGUUCCAGCAAUAUGGUCCCCCCCCAGCCAGUGUACAGCAGCUCAGCAAUCACAUGGCAGGGAUGACAAUUGGCAGUACUACAGCCUCUGCUCCUCCCCCAGCUGGACUGGGCUAUGGUCCCCCAACAUCGGUUCCCCCAGUCUCAGGAAGCUUUAGUGCAACAGGAUCUGGUCUCUACACACCUUAUACUGCGAGCCAAGGACCCCCUCCUACCAGUGUGUCUCAGGGUCUUCCUUUGGCACAGCCUCCGUUUCCUGGUCAACCAAUAUCAACUCAGCGCCUACCUACUCAAGUCUCUGGUUUUGCACCACCUCCCUCUUCUACAGGGAUUGGACCUUCCUCUUACCCUCCUACCACAGGUGCCCCGAGGCCACCUACCAUGCCAGGCCCACCACUGCCUGGGCAGACAGUUGCUGGACCACCAACAUCCCAGCCUAAUCACGUAUCCUCACCACCACCUCCAUCAGCUAUGUCAGGGCCUCACCCUGGGCCUCCCAUGAGUGGCCUCCAUGGACCACCUCCUCCCACUCAUCCUCCUCAGCCAGGAUACCAAAUGCAGCAGAACGGUUCCUUUGGGCAGGUGAGGGGUCCCCAACCAAACUAUGGAGGAGCCUAUCCAGGAACACCAAAUUAUGGAACUCAACCCGGAGCACCACCUCCACCAAAACGCUUGGAUCCAGAUUCCAUUCCUAGCCCUAUUCAAGUGAUUGAAGAUGACAGAAGUAACCGUGGGUCAGAACCAUUUGUCACUGGAGUGAGAGGGCAGGUCCCACCUCUUGUUACUACGAAUUUCUUGGUCAAGGAUCAAGGUAACGCAAGCCCCCGCUACAUAAGAUGCACAUCUUAUAAUAUUCCCUGCACCUCAGAUAUGGCCAAACAGUCCCAAGUUCCCCUAGCUGCUGUCAUAAAACCGCUGGCUACUCUACCCCCAGAGGAGACCCUUCCUUACUUGGUAGACCAUGGAGAAUCCGGUCCUGUCCGAUGUAAUAGGUGCAAGGCUUACAUGUGCCCUUUUAUGCAAUUCAUUGAGGGUGGAAGGAGGUUCCAGUGUUGUUUCUGCAGCUGUGUCACUGAGGUGCCACCUCACUACUUCCAGCAUUUGGAUCAUACUGGAAAGCGAGUAGACUUCUAUGAUCGACCUGAGUUAUCACUGGGGUCUUACGAGUUUCUAGCAACAGUUGACUAUUGCAAGAAUAACAAGUUUCCCAGUCCACCUGCUUUCAUUUUCAUGAUUGAUGUGUCUUACAAUGCUGUGAAGAGUGGCUUAGUGAGACUAAUAUGUGAAGAAUUAAAGUCACUCCUAGAUUACUUGCCCAGGGAAGGCAACAUGGAAGAAUCAGCCAUUCGAGUAGGCUUUGUCACAUACAACAAAGUAUUACACUUCUAUAACGUGAAGAGCUCUCUGGCACAGCCACAAAUGAUGGUUGUCUCGGAUGUGGCAGAUAUGUUUGUGCCACUCCUUGAUGGUUUUCUGGUGAACAUGAAUGAGUCCAGGACAGUUAUUGCCAGUUUGCUGGAUCAGAUUCCAGAAAUGUUUGCAGACACAAGAGAAACAGAAACUGUUUUUGCACCUGUGAUUCAGGCAGGGCUGGAGGCACUGAAGGCAGCUGAGUGUGCUGGCAAGCUCUUCAUUUUCCACACCUCUCUGCCCAUCGCAGAGGCCCCAGGGAAGUUAAAGAACAGGGAUGAUAAGAAACUGAUCAACACAGAUAAGGAGAAGACAUUGUUUCAGCCACAGACAAGCUUUUACAACAACUUGGCCAAGGACUGUGUGGCCCAGGGCUGCUGUGUGGAUCUGUUCCUAUUUCCAAACCAGUAUUUGGAUGUGGCGACACUGGGUGUAGUAACUUACCAGACAGGAGGCUCCAUUUAUAAGUAUGCGUAUUUCCAGCUGGAGACAGACCAGGAUAGGUUCCUGAAUGACUUGAGAAGAGAUGUCCAGAAAGAAGUGGGAUUUGAUGCUGUAAUGAGAGUGCGCACAAGCACAGGUAUUCGAGCAACUGACUUUUUUGGAGCUUUCUAUAUGAGCAACACAACUGAUGUAGAGAUGGCAGGUUUGGACUGUGAUAAAACAAUCACAGUGGAAUUCAAGCACGAUGACAAACUGAGUGAAGACAGCGGUGCACUCCUUCAGUGUGCUCUGUUAUACACAAGUUGUGCAGGACAGCGAAGACUCCGCAUUCACAACCUCUCCUUAAACUGUUGCACGCAGCUUGCUGACCUCUAUCGAAACUGUGAGACAGACACGCUCAUCAAUUACUUGGCUAAAUAUGCAUAUCGUGGAGUUCUGGGUAGUCCAGUAAAGACUGUACGAGAUGCACUGAUCAACCAGUGUGCCCAGAUCCUAGCUUGCUAUCGAAAGAACUGUGCUAGUCCCUCUUCUGCUGGCCAG
Molecule: messenger RNA, 2888 nt
Organism: Pelecanus crispus (Dalmatian pelican)
Lineage: Eukaryota; Metazoa; Chordata; Aves; Pelecaniformes; Pelecanidae
Source: RefSeq, a predicted model, not a curated record